AUGAGUAAUUUAGAAACUACAAAUUCUGAAGGUUUUGAUGUAAUAAUUAAAGUUGGUGAAAAACCAAAUGAAAAAGAAUUUAAAGCAAAAAAGUCUAUCUUGACUAGCAAAUCGGAAUAUUAUAAAAUUUCGUUGACAGAAAAUUGGGAAAGAAAAGAGAAUGGAUAUUUUAUUUCCGUAAUGCCACAUAUUUCACCUUCAGUAUUUGAAGUUCUUUUGAAAUACAUUAAUACAGGAGAUAUCUCAGUUGAAAACAAUAAAGUUAGUCUCGUUGAUAUUCUUAUUGCGAGUGACGAGCUUCAAAUAAGUGGGGCCUAUCCAGAACUUGAAAGACGCUUGUUGAAGAACAAAUCAUCUUGGAAACCAAGCGAAAUUUUUACAGUCCUUCAGCUUGAUCAUCUUGACCAUUUAACUACUUUGUAUAACUCCUCGAUAGAAUUGAUCUGUAGAAAGCCAAAAAAAUUUUUUGAAUCAGAAUAUUUCUUUAAAAUGAAAGAAGCUCCCCUUAUUAAAAUUUUAAAAUGUGAUGACCUUGAAUUAGAAAAAUAUGAAAUCUGGGAAUAUCUAAUCCA
Messenger RNA from Acaulospora morrowiae, 572 nucleotides. The record is from the annotation of a GenBank genome assembly. NCBI's taxonomy places the organism in Eukaryota, Fungi, Glomeromycota, Glomeromycetes, Diversisporales, Acaulosporaceae.